Messenger RNA from Mycena indigotica, 1068 nucleotides. RefSeq names its product Ras-GEF domain-containing protein. Lineage: Eukaryota; Fungi; Basidiomycota; Agaricomycetes; Agaricales; Mycenaceae. The transcript has 10 exons. The coding region runs from base 1 to 1068 and encodes 355 amino acids. The record is from RefSeq and is a predicted model, not a curated record.
AUGAGCGCUUUGCGAUACGGGUGUCUAUUCUGGUCCUGGCAUAUAAAUGCAAUCGGUUCUGUCGCACAAUACUUGGACGCUAUGCCUCCAACCAGUCAUUUCCUCCAGUACUUCCCUCUGGUGCUCGAUACUUUCACUUAUGGCAUCUACUGUGCUCUCUUCGUCCAAUCCACUCAGAUGCUCAUAAAUCGGCGGCGGGCCAACUACAAGGUCUAUCUAGCAUGUCUUUCGGCGUUGUUUGGCUUGUCAACGAUGCAUAUCGUUGCGGCGUACACUUGGGCGUUCAUCACCGACACCGCGACGACCGGGAUUUACGAGGUCUUGUCCUUGAGGAAACGGCCACCGGACUUAUAUGGCGCGGACGAUCCUAUGGCGGUCCACAGGCUGGUGCGGGUGAUCAGAGCUCGAUAUGCUCUUGCAAAUCUCCUCGCAGAUGCUGUUCUUAUACACCGAUGCUAUGUCAUCUGGGGACACAAUUUGCGAGCCAUAGCGUUUUUGCUUGUUGCAUACAUUGUCAACAUAGGUGGUAUCGUUGUUGGAGCCUUGCCCUUUGUUGGUCCGUCAGAGCGGAUCGCAAUAGCGGUUUGCAUUGGCACGACAUUUUUCACCAAUGUCGCUGCUUCACUUAUGGCGGCUGGCCGCAUAUGGUGGAUUUCUCGUCGGGCAUCAGUUGUCUUGAGUCGAGGGUCCCGUCGGAUGUAUUACAAUUUGACGGCAAUCCUUCUUGAAAGUGGACUCAUUUACCCAAUAUCUAUCGUCAUAGCCAUCGCUAUGUUUGUCGCGCCGCAGACUUCCACUGAGGCUGUCUUGAUAUCCAUUGCGCCCAUCUAUCAUCUUGUGGCAAUAGCACCGACAUUGAUCAUCGUCCGAGUUGGGCUGGGGAUGAGCACGGAGGGCGUUGACAGAGCCGUCACUACUGGUCCGGAUCGCUUUGGGGGUCCUGGGAGUUUGCAUUUCUCUCCUCCAAUGACGGAUCAGGUUGGGACUAUCGAGUUGGGAAUUGGGGGAGAUCUUGAAAAUAGCGUGAGCACGGCCACGCGGACGCUGGACAAUAGCUUCAAAGUGUAG